Molecule: messenger RNA, 617 nt
Organism: Bradysia coprophila
Lineage: Eukaryota; Metazoa; Arthropoda; Insecta; Diptera; Sciaridae
Source: RefSeq, a predicted model, not a curated record
UGGUAAACAUAUACACUGUGUUGAUCAACAGAUAGGUAGAGUGUGUAAGGUGUGUGCAAAAGAAUAACAUAAAAGCACAUUUCCGCCUUGCAGAUCAGACAGUUGUUACAGAAACGUGAACUGAAACUUUCAGGAAGUGAAUUAUUGUCGUUAGUCGUUCCAACCAUGCAAUACUUGAUCGCUUUAUUCGCCAUUCUGGGAUGGUCAUCAGCCCAAUACAUCGUUCCGCAUCAGCCAAUUGCUUAUGCCCUCCAGCCACAAGCUUCGGCGCAGGUAGUGCACGAGGUGUCCUCAUUGGCUCAUCGAGCUGUAGUCGAAAAUUCGAUACGCGAAUCCCAAUUGCCUGCUGAAUUGAUACGUUCCAACAAUUUCUACAGUAAUCCGAAAACAGCCGAUGCAUUGGCUAAAGAUUCGUGGUUGACUGACAAAGAGAUGCCCGUAUUCGAUCGCGAAGCCGAGAAAAUUCCACGCGAACAAGUGUUCAAAAUAUUCAAAAAUGCCGGUUUCAUCCAUCGACGAAGAUAGAAAAACCAUCACUCGCAGCUCUGCAUCAGAAUUGGGAGUUCCUUCAGUGUAAUUUUUGUUUAUUUAUUAAAUUUUGUUUUUUAUGUUUUAAA